This is a messenger RNA of Vanderwaltozyma polyspora DSM 70294, 2115 nucleotides long. RefSeq names its product polo kinase CDC5 (gene CDC5). Bases 1 to 2115 code for a protein of 704 amino acids. The record is from RefSeq and is a predicted model, not a curated record. Gene Ontology annotation, biological process: regulation of protein localization to mitotic spindle pole body; protein phosphorylation; mitotic cell cycle. Gene Ontology annotation, cellular component: spindle pole body; centrosome; cytoplasm. Gene Ontology annotation, molecular function: protein kinase activity; ATP binding; protein binding. The transcript has a single exon. Lineage: Eukaryota; Fungi; Ascomycota; Saccharomycetes; Saccharomycetales; Saccharomycetaceae.
AUGUCAUUGGCUCCAUUGCAAUCAAUCAAUGAGCAACAAUUGAAUGCUCGUUCCAAUGUUGUACAAACUCCUGUCAAAUCUGAUCAAACAGGAGAAAAGUUACUGAAAAAUGGUAAAAGGUUAGAUCAAGAUUAUUUACAGAACCAAAACCAGCAUCAACAACCUGCACAAAAGAAGAAAAAGGAAAAGCUAUCUUCACUUUGUAAAACACCACCUUCUUUGAUUAAAACAAGAGGUAGAGAUUAUCAUAGAGGCCAUUUCUUAGGUGAAGGUGGGUUUGCCCGUUGUUUCCAAAUUAAAGAUGAUAGUGGUAAGAUUUUUGCUGCUAAAACUGUAGCUAAAUUAUCAAUUAAAUCUGAAAAGACAAGGAAAAAAUUAUUAUCUGAAAUACAAAUUCAUAAAAGUAUGAAACAUCAAAAUGUCGUUCAGUUUAUAGAUUGUUUUGAAGAUGAUACAAAUGUAUACAUCCUUUUGGAAAUUUGUCCAAAUGGUUCCCUAAUGGAUCUUUUAAAGAAAAGAAAACUAUUAACUGAACCUGAAGUUAGAUUUUUUACAACUCAAAUAUGUGGUGCAAUUAAAUACAUGCAUUCAAGAAGAGUUAUCCAUAGAGAUUUAAAAUUAGGUAAUAUUUUCUUUGAUAGAAAUUAUAACUUAAAAAUUGGUGAUUUUGGUUUAGCUGCAGUAUUGGCAAAUGAUAGGGAAAGAAAAUAUACCGUCUGUGGUACCCCAAAUUACAUUGCUCCUGAAGUACUCAUGGGUAAACAUUCUGGUCAUUCUUAUGAAGUAGAUAUUUGGUCGAUUGGUGUAAUGUUGUACGCUUUGUUAAUAGGUAAACCACCAUUUCAAUCAAAAGAUGUAAAUACCAUUUAUGAAAGAAUUAAAUGUUGUGAUUUUUCUUUCCCAAAGGAAAAACAUAUUUCAAAUGAAGCAAAAGUAUUGAUUCAAGAUUUAUUAUCAUUAGAUCCUCUAGAAAGACCUUCAAUCUCGGAGAUUAUGGAUUACGUUUGGUUUAGGGGUAUCUUCCCACCAUAUAUAGAAUCAACAGUGAUGACAGAAGUACCAAAUUAUGAUAAAACAUUGACACAUCAAGAAUCGAUUAUUAAUUUCAGAAAAUGUCUAGAGAAGUCAGGUUUAAUUGAAGACUCUAUGAAUAUCAAUAAAGAUCCAGUGUCAUUAUUGGGCUCUGAAGUGGAUAAAAAGCAAAUCAUUAGAACAAAUAUCCUACCAGAUUCUCUAUCACCGGGUGAUACUAAAUAUAAAUACAGAGAAGUCAUGGAUUUGGAGGCCCAACGUAAAUUGAAUGAUUUAGCUCGCGAAGCCAGAGUACGUAGAGCACAUCAAGCAGUGAUAAGGAAAGAUUUAGUGGCUACAUCUACUAAUUUAAUUAAAUCAGAAAUAUCGUUAAGGAUUUUGGCAAGCGAGUGUCAUUUAACUUUAAAUGGUAUACUAGAAGCUGAAGCUCAAAAGAAGAUGGGUGGUCUACCACAGUCAAGGUUACCUAAGAUUAGACAUCCGAUAGUGGUGACUAAAUGGGUAGAUUAUUCUAAUAAGCAUGGUUUUUCAUAUCAAUUGUCUACGGAAGAUAUUGGUGUGUUAUUUAAUAAUGGUACUACUGUGCUUCGAUUAGCAGAUGCUGAAGAAUUUUGGUAUAUUAGUUAUGAUGACAAAGAAGGCUGGGUAGCCAGUCAUUAUUUAUUAGGAGAUAAGCCAAGAGAGUUAACGAGGCAUUUAGAAGUAAUCGAUUUUUUUUCUAAAUAUAUGAGGGCUAAUUUAAGUCGAGUUUCGACGUUUGUUCGUGAAGAAUAUCACAAAGAUGAUGUAUUUUUAAGAAGGUAUACAAGAUAUAAACAGUUUGUUAUGUUUGAAUUAAGCGAUGGUACAUUUCAAUUUAAUUUUAAAGAUCAUCAUAAAUUUGCUAUUAGUGAUGGUGGUAAAUUAGUAACGUAUAUUUCGCCAUCACAUGAAAGUUUAACAUUUCCAUUAGUUGAAAUAUUAAAAAUUGGUGAAAUACCAGGAUACCCAGAAAGUAAAUUUAUUGAAAAAAUUUCAUUAAUUAAAGAAGGAUUAAAACAAAAAUCUUCGAUUGUAACAGUAGAACAAACACAAUUGCGUUAA